AUGUUGGCUCUCUGGAGUUUGAUGGCCGCUCUUGUGGUUACAGCUGCCUUCGCUGCGGACGACAGGAAGCCAGUCACGCGAUCCAACCCCGUGCCACAAACCCUCAUCACGCGCGCUGAACUCGUGCCGCAAGACCACGUACUGCAAGCAUACCCCGCGAACAGCUUCAACGACGGCUGGGCGAAGCACCUCACAAAACAUGAGGCUCAGAUUCAGAGCUGGAAUGACAAGCAGCCCGAUCUGAUCCCGCUAUACUGUUACGACAACGCAAAAGGGGCUGAUCUUAGCCCGUACGACGUCGAGGUCUAUGACUUCAAGUACGACGACUGCGACUCACGAUGGACCAUGUGUCGGCACAAGGAUGCGGAGUGGUCGAUUGAGGACCUCGGCCACCGCUUCGGUUUGCUGCCCGUGUGGGCACGUGGGCUCGUCGCCAACGUGCUCCUCCUGCCUCUUCCAGGUGGCACGGCCGCUUCCACAAACGGAGGCGGCCUGCAGUUAAAGGGCGACGCUGAUCUUGGUUCCCUGUUCCACGAGGUCGGGCACAGUGUGGACACGAACUGCCCAUUCCCCGGGCGUACGGACACCCAAGAGAACUCUCACGACACCGAGGAAUGGAUGGACGCCUUCCACAAAGACGGCUGGGUGCCUAGCCCCUUGGCCAACGGAGGCUUGGGCGACGACUUCGCCGAGGUCUACCUGCAUGCCCUCUACGAUGUCAACGUACCUGGUGGUCUUGCUAGCCUCGGCACGCAGUCCGAUGGCAAGAACAACUGGGACCUGAUCAAGAAUCAGUUAGACCUCGUGAAGCGCUACUGCAAGGCUGCGCUUUCUGCCGGAUCUGGUGACAAGUGCGAGAACAAGAGGGAGUCGACGGAGAUCAUCAAGAAGGACGGCAGCAGGCUGCAGGGCGGCAGUCGCAAGCUCGGUCCCAAGCGUAUGCCCGCUUCGUCCCAAUAG
Messenger RNA from Trichosporon asahii var. asahii CBS 2479, 960 nucleotides. RefSeq lists its product as uncharacterized. The transcript has a single exon. The coding region runs from base 1 to 960 and encodes 319 amino acids. The record is from RefSeq and is a predicted model, not a curated record. Lineage: Eukaryota; Fungi; Basidiomycota; Tremellomycetes; Trichosporonales; Trichosporonaceae.